UACUCUGUAUCUCAAGCAAAGGUGUUCUGCUAGCACUCUGGGAGGGGUGAUGUCAUUUCCUCUCCCUUGCACAUCCUAUAAAAUGCAGGUGUUGUUGCAGUAAGUAGCUUGUAGAGCACCGGCAGAGUAGCGGCACGUUAUUCCUGCACUCGAAGACCCUGUGCCUCAGAACCAACCAGAACACCCAAGUUUUGUAGAGAAUGCGUCCAUGAUACAUUCCCCUGUUCACUCGCUCAGUUCCAGCAUAGCAAAGUUAGAGGUAGUCACGCUUCACAGCUCAUCGGUGACUGCAGCUUAUUGUCAACGCUACAAUGAUAACGACGGGAUUCCUUGUGUUGAUGGCCAUGGUGAAUUACGUUUCACCAAUACCGGUGCCUAAAGGGGAGAAUGAGGACAUCCAGGUGAUGAAGUGCAUUGUGGAGGUUAUCGCUGAUGCCCUUUCCAGGCCACACCCCUUGCCUGUCAGUCAGCACUGCCUGGAUACUCUAAGGACAGAUGAGCGAUUGGUUUCUAUUCUACGUCAUCGCAACUUCCUGAAAGAGCUGCAAGCUAUAGCUGUAGAAGGAGCCAAUGAGAGAGCUCAGCUGACAGAGGGCCAGACAACCAUGACAGGUCAGGUGACCCAGCUACCCCAGGAUGCCCCUGAGGAUCUGGAGGCAAAUCCAGAUCGAUCCAUGCUUCUGGCUGGCAUGAGGCCUGGAGAGAAGAGGGGGGCUGAGGAGGAGGAAGAGGGAGAGGAAGAGAGCGCUGAAAGGGAAGCCACAGAGUCCCAGGAGUCUCGGGAGGGGAACGAGAUCGAAGACAAGGAGCAGGACAGGAGCGAGGAAGAACAGAACCCCAGCAACCAUAUAUCAGACUCCAUGAACCAGGGGAACAAGAGUGAGGAGAAAGGAGAGAUGGCAGACACAGAGACAGAGGAGGAGAAGGAGGAGAAGGAGAAGGAGGAGAAGAAACAGUCUAGCUCUGCUGAGGAGAAGGAAGAGGACGAAGAUGAAAAGACCCUGGCUCAGAAUGGGAAAGUCGGCGACGGCCAGGGAGAGACCUCAGAGGCAAAGCCAUCCGCUGAGGAGGAGAAGAGGAAGAGGACGGCCUCGGACAGCGCCGAGGGCGAGAGGAAGAAAGAACACGUGGGAGAAGAGGAGGAGGAGGAGGAGGAGGAAGAGGGAGAGAAGAGAGGCGUCAGUGCCAAGACAUGGAGCAGGUUGACCCACCAGCCCCGCGGCCUGCAGGCCCCGAGGAGGGCUAAAGUAGAGCAGGAGGAAGAGGUGGAGGAGGAGGAGGAGGAGGAGAGGAGAUCCAGUGAGUACAAGCAGCUCCAGGGGGCGCCCCACCACUCUAAGGAGGAGUCCCCAGAGGAGGAGGCUACUCAGGGGCUUCAGCACAGCCCAGAGGAGACGGAGCUCCGCAUGAUGGCCAGACGAGAGCCCGAGCCCAGAGACGAGGAGGGGAGCGCCAGUAGAAAGACAGAGGAACCUCAGAUUGAGAGUCUGGCAGCCAUCGAGUCCGAGCUGGAGAACAUGGCUAAGAAACUCCACGAGUUCCGUCAUGGCUGAACGGCUCCUCCAGGCUGUCCUUCCUCACCACCUUCCUCUUCCUCCUUUACCAGUUAGCUGCCCUGCAUUUAGACGCGAGUGCGUUCACGGCAAGGCAGAGGCCCUCCGCUCCUGUCGCCCCCACCUGGCCUGGGCCUCCAUCCACCUCCUGUUGGUGUGAGCGACCGCCACUCUCGACGCCUCCCCUCCUCUUCUCUCUCUCUCUCCCUCUCUUUUCCUCGAAAGGACGAGUCUUGAGAAAACCCCAGUCUGAAAAUAAGGAACUCGGAUUCCUUCGCUCCUGCUGUUCUCUGGCCUGCCUUUGCUCUCGCCUUUGCUUAACGCUCGACAACGGUACGCUCGCUUGCUCGCUUCGCCCGAAAAGUCUCUGAGCACCGCGCGACAUCUCUGUGACGACAUGAUAAAACUGUCUGUGUGUAAUGUUGUAAUGAAAUCCAGAACUAGCUACUUGGGGAUAUAAUGAGUUUGUGUAUAUGCAAAUAUAAAAAAAAAUCUUACGUUCUUUCUAAAGAAACUAUGUUGUUCUGGACCUUUCAGGCUCAGAGGGUUCUAAGAAAUGCAAUAAUUGAUCAUUUUUCGUAGACUUAAAAAAAUACUUGUAUUUACAAUCUGUAUGAAAUUUAGCUAAGAAAACCAAUAAAUUCUAAAGAGUUAAAAACAAA
Molecule: messenger RNA, 2215 nt
Organism: Clupea harengus (Atlantic herring)
Lineage: Eukaryota; Metazoa; Chordata; Actinopteri; Clupeiformes; Clupeidae
Gene: chga
Product: chromogranin A
Biological process (GO): negative regulation of catecholamine secretion; negative regulation of insulin secretion; defense response to bacterium
Cellular component (GO): chromaffin granule
Source: RefSeq, a predicted model, not a curated record